Molecule: messenger RNA, 525 nt
Organism: Penicillium verhagenii
Lineage: Eukaryota; Fungi; Ascomycota; Eurotiomycetes; Eurotiales; Aspergillaceae
Product: peptide-methionine-S-sulfoxide reductase
Exons: 3
Coding region: 1-525 (174 amino acids)
Molecular function (GO): peptide-methionine (S)-S-oxide reductase activity
Source: RefSeq, a predicted model, not a curated record
AUGUCCACCACCGAACAAGCCACCGUUGCAGCUGGCUGCUUCUGGGGUGUCGAGCACCUAUACCGCAAGAACUUUGGCAACGGCAAGGGCCUGCUGGAUGCGCAAGUCGGAUACUGCGGCGGAGAUACUUCAGACCCCUCCUACCGCGCCGUAUGCAGCGGCAAAACCGGCCACGCCGAAGCUCUUCAAGUUACCUUUGAUCCUUCUCUCGUCUCCUACCGCCAGCUCCUCGAAUUCUUUUACCGUAUGCACGAUGCUUCAACCCUGAACCGACAGGGUCCGGAUGUCGGCACCCAGUACCGCAGUGUUAUCUUCACGCAUGGCGCGGAGCAGAAGAAGAUUGCAGAUGAGCUCACCAAGAAGGUUAGCGAGGAGUGGUAUAAGAAGCCUGUCUCGACUGAGGUCGUGCCUGCGGGUCAGUGGUACAAUGCCGAGGAUUAUCACCAGUUGUAUUUGCACAAGAACCCGACGGGCUAUGAAUGCCCUGCACACUUCGUGCGCGACUUCCCUCCUCUUUCGGACUGA